CCCCAAACUUUGAUUUAAUAAAUUUUCAGUUUGAAACCUUUGAAAGUUAAAAGCAAUUCGACCGUUGCCUCUCUCCCCCACAUAACACGCUCUCCCCCCCUGUCUUUGUAUCUGCUUCAAACAAAAACUUCUUCAAGCUCAACGCUAAUGGCGGAAGAUUAUGGGUUUGCCCCAGAGGAAAUGAGUGUCAAUGAGAACCUUGGAUACCCUAAAGCCUACGCUAAACUCUGUCGUGACCGAGGUUUCACUCCCUAUAGCCAUGGCCCUCCCUUCACUUUCAUACCUCAUGCUUUGCACGAAGACGAGGCUGAGAGAGCAAGGGAUUUGGAUGAGAUGUUUCCGAUGAUUGAUCCGAAAGCUAAACCAACGAGCAAACCUAAAAUCUUUGUGAGUGUCUUGUGGAAGCAGCUGAGCCAUCUUGGGAAUGCUGGCUUUGACCCUGCGGUGAUUCGAGUUGAUGCUUAUGGCAACGUCCUCUAUUAUCAUGCUGACUCAGCUUCUCCUUUGGCUUGGGAUAUUGAUCACUGGUUUCCCUGUUCAAGGGGAGGUUUGACUGUUCUUAGCAAUCUAAGUAUAUUACAGAGGCAAGCCUGUAAGAGGAAGAAAAACAAACUGGAAUUCUUGGUGCCAUGGUGGGAUUUCCAAUUGGGUAUAUCUGUAAACCAGUUCAUGUCCAUUUUUGCUUCUUCAAACUCAGACUUCAGGCACAGAGCCUUUUCAUUCUUGUUCUAUGAAGGAGAAAAUCAAGAAUUGAAUGCUUCACAAAUAGUGGAUUCUCAUUCUUUUCCACAACACUUUGUUGGAUUGAAAGAUGAAAUUGGCCUUGCUCCAGCUGCAAUUGUGGAAUCUAGAAGGGAACCUUAUGAUGCAUUAAGACAACUUGAUUACAAUAGGAAGCAAAGGCCCAUAAAAAGAAAUGGCAAUCUCCUGAAAGAAAAUGAAGAUCCAGAGUUUGUGAAAAACCCCUACCAAGCCAUUGUCAUGGCCAGAGAUUCCCUGAAGCAAAGAGAGGAAACUACAAAAAUGCACGCAGAAAUGCUGAAGCUAGAUAAUGAAGUGAAUGAAAUGAAGCUCAAAAAUGAGGAAGAAAAGCUCACUAUUCAAGACCUGGAAUUAACUCUCAUUAAACGUAGGAGGAAAGCAGAAAAGUGCAGACGUUUAGCUGAGGCUCAAUCUUCUUACAGGACUAUGCUAGAGAAGAUGAUUAGAGACACUAUGCACCAGAGUGUCAUUUAUAAGGAACAGGUAAGAUUGAACCAGGCUGCAACUAAUGCACUAAUGGCUAGACUUGAAGCACAGAGGGCACUCUGCGAUGCUGCUGAGAAAGAUCUUCACAAGAAAUACAAACAAAGGGAUGACAUAGAGAAACAGAUUAGACCUGAAUGGGAGCAAGGAAGGAAGAGGUCAAGAAUAGAUGAUUUCACAUUUGAAGAGAGAGACAUUAAACCUGCUCUUUAUUUGCCUGGACCCAGCAGACCAAGAACACCUUUGCACAAGGAGCUCAGAGUGUUUUUACAAGAAGAACAAAGGGCAUCUGAAGCUGGCUUAUCUGCAAACGAAGAACAAAAACAGGAAGAAAAAGAAGAGAAGCUGAAAAUGCCAACUACUAAUAAAACAGAAGAGAAGCUUGAGGAGCAUACCAGAUCAAGUGUUUUAUUGGAUGAAGAAAACUCAAUUGAGCACAGACUUAAGAAGCUAGAAAUCAGUGAAGAGAAGAGGAAUUAUGCCAUUUCAUUCCUGGGUCUUCAUGAGACAGAAACCGAGGAAGAUGAUGAAGAAACAAGGAAGGAACGUGGCAAAGGAAAUGUUGAAAGGUGGCUUCAAAUGCUUUUAGAGAAUGGUCAACAAGAAGGAACUGAUCCACAAGAAACAAACAAAAACGCUUCUCUUGAAACUGAAGAAAUAAUCCAACAGCUGAAUCAGAAGUUUCCACAAAAGGAGUUGAAGGUCUCAAAAGUUUCAGAUUCUGAUUAUGAAGAGAAGAAGCUGCAACUUCUUCAAGACAAUAAGGGCUGGACAGAGAAAGAAGAUAGAAUAGAAAAUGAAGAAGAUAUAAGUGUUAUGCCAACAAGAUACAAAAAUUACUGUGAAGAAGCUCGCAUAUGUGAAGGAAAUGGCACUCCAAGUUUUGAAGGGAUGGAAAGAAAGGAACAACAUAAAAAGGGAAAAAAGCUUGCUAGAUCAGAGAGUGCCAAGACCUUGAGGCGAAUCCCAUCUUCUCCAUCUUUGCUUCUUGGGAUAAAAAAAGGUGUGGACUACAUACGGAAGAAGCCAAUGGCAAGUGAUGAUGGUGUUAAUGAGGAUCUUGCAUCAGGAAACAGCUUCUUGAGGUCAUCCAUGAAGACAAUCAAGAAAGCUGUCAAAUUAUGAAUACAAAAUAUAUUUUAGGAAUGCAUUUGUACCUUGUGUUUCUUGAUCUUGACUAUUUUACAAAUUUGAGUGAUGCUAGGAGAAUAAAAUGAGUGAAAUUUAUUGUAAUCCAAAAAAAGAAGAGAAAAUAAGGUGUGAAAUGUUGGUAUUCUAUUGUUUGAUUUGUGUAUAAGAUUUUUAAGCUGUCAAAUAUUUGACAAGUGAUAACAGCUUGUUGUUUUGCCGCAAGCAUU
Messenger RNA from Abrus precatorius (Indian licorice), 2603 nucleotides. Its product is annotated as trichohyalin. The transcript has 7 exons. Lineage: Eukaryota; Viridiplantae; Streptophyta; Magnoliopsida; Fabales; Fabaceae. The record is from RefSeq and is a predicted model, not a curated record. Bases 148 to 2370 code for a protein of 740 amino acids.